AUGCCGCUCAUUGGAAGCGUGUCUCCGUAUUACGUUCCAGGAAUGAACUCGUGCGACGGUCUGGGAAGACUUUGUGGAAGCUUGUUAGCAAACCCGUCUAUCUACUCUAUGAUCACGGGUGAGCUGUACAACGGGUUCUACAACGCCAUUGCCUCGCUGGCCCAGGUAAACUUCGCAUGGGUUAACAACUCGUACUCGAUGCUCAUCCGGUCUUGUCAGUGCCACUUUUGCGAUGCAAAUUUUGCCCUCCUGGCUUAUCACAUGAAUCGCAAUAAAGACCCUAAGGGCAAAAAAUGCCUCAAAAUAAAUACCAUCACCGCUGGGGUGGUGCCGUUGGAAAGUAAUAUCCGAAGUUAUUACGUGGUCGGUUUGAACACCUGCGAUGGCCUGGGAAGGUUGGCUGCGCGUCUGCUGGGAAAUCCGGUCGCGUUCUCGACGCUCCCCGUCACGACUUACGACGCAUUUCUUCGAGCGUUGAACACCUUAUCACGGCUUUUGGACCUUUGCACCUUAGCCAUGGACCCUACGCCUGAGCAAGUGACGGUUUUGCCAACUGUUGAUGUAGGCAACCUAUUGGUCGAAGAUUUGAUGCCUAUUGAUCAAGACGAAUUCGACGCUGAUCCAGAAAAAUAUCUUUUGCAUCGUUUCCGGAAUAGUGUACAGAAGUUGGUUGAUAAACUAUGGCAGCCCCGGCUUCCGACCAAAUGGGAGCAGUUUGCCAAGCUUAAGGGAAUAAAGAAACGCAAGAAGCCUCGCUUAGUUUGGGACGAAGUUGCUAAGGAGUGGAAGCCACGUUACGGCUUCCGGAGAGUAAAAGACCCAAAGGACGACUGGUUAAUUCCAAUUCCAGAUCAGAAAGACCCGUACGACGAUUAUCUUGGUAAAAAAGUGGAAGCCAAGAAAGAAACGAUUGCCAAGAAUGAGCUGCAGCGACUGCGAAACAUUAAAAGGCGUUCAAUUACUGCAGGUAAUUGA
Soboliphyme baturini is the source of this 975-nucleotide messenger RNA. The record is from the annotation of a GenBank genome assembly. Lineage: Eukaryota; Metazoa; Nematoda; Enoplea; Dioctophymatida; Soboliphymatidae.